GGGAAGUCACCUUGUUCAUGAAAUCUGAGCGCUACGCGGAAAUUUAAUCUUCAUCUCUUAAUACAUAUAUAUAUUUUGAGUACUUCAUGCACGUCUUAAGAUCGGGAAAAAAUAUUUGCUGGUGAUUGUCAUCCUGUAGUGCUUUAUCAACUGGAACUGUCCAUAUUCAAUAUGAACUCUAUACAAAAAGAUCAACCUGAUCCCGAUGCCAUCAAAAUGUUUGUUGGGCAGAUUCCCCGAAAUUGGGAUGAAAAUGAUCUGAGGAAACUUUUUGAUGAGUUUGGACCUGUCCAUCAAAUAAAUGUUUUAAGGGACAAAAUGACUGGACAAAGCAGGGGUUGUUGUUUUGUCACUUUUUACUGUCGUAAAUCAGCUGUAGAUGCACAAAAUGCUUUGCAUAACAUAAAAACAUUACCUGGUAUGCACCACCCUAUUCAAAUGAAACCUGCAGACAGUGAAAACAGAAAUGAACGAAAGUUAUUUAUUGGUAUGUUGUCCAAAAAGUGCACGGAAAAUGAUGUUCGAGUUAUGUUUUCUUCAUUUGGGCAAAUAGAAGAAUGUACUGUUUUGAGAGAUAUUAAUGGUCAAAGCAGAGGUUGUGCUUUCAUUACAUAUGCUUCACGACAGUGCGCCAUCAAUGCCAUAAAAUCUAUGAAUCAUUCACAAACCAUGGAUGGCUGCAGUAGUCCUCUUGUUGUAAAGUUUGCUGACACCCAGAAAGAUAAAGAUUUAAAAAGACAACAACAGAUGAUGACUAACAUAUGGAAUAUGACAAGUUUUAGUAACAUUGGUCUUGGCUCACAGUAUAUUGCUGCACAAGCACAAACCGGUGGCUAUGGAAAUUUCACUAGUCUACCUCAACUUGCUGGAGGAAUGAAUUCUCUAAAUAUGCAACAACUUGCAGCUCUGGCAGCCGCCCAGUCUCCAAACAGUACGAAUACUGGGCUAAAUGCACUUGGUCUUCAGGGUAUAGGUGGGCAAGGGGGGAUCACAAUUAACUCAGGAAAUCAUACAUCAGAUGUUAAUGCAGCAAACAUUCAAAGCUUAGCUGCUUUGGCUAGUUUAACAACAAAUAAUCCUGUGGGUAUUAAUUCUAUGAUGAUGCAAAAUUUGACUGCACUUGCAGCUGCUAGUAGUAAUAGUGGCAAUGCAGGAAUUCAUGGUCUUGCUGCUGGAGGCAAUAUGUCUGGAAGUACAUCAAGUGCAAGUUCUCCCAUGAGUGGGGUAGGCUCAGUAAGUCCUGUCACUAGUAUGGCACUCGGCCUCAACAACACCUCAAUUUCUAAUAUGGGAGCAUUUACCGGUGUUAAUGGCAUUGGAAAUAUGACCAAUUUAGCUGCAAAUGGCUCUAACCUAGAUGCUUUAACACAAGCAUAUACUGGUAUUCAAGGAAUUCAGCCUUUUGCAGGUGAGAUGCAAGAUAACACUUAUCGACACUGCACUGGUUCUUUUCCACCCGUGGGUAUGCAACAACCUCAGAGUUCGCCGGGGAAGCAAUUAGAAGGUCCUGAAGGAGCUAAUCUCUUCAUAUACCACUUGCCUCAAGAGUUUACAGAUUCAGAUUUAGCCCAGACAUUUUCUCCUUUUGGAAAUGUUAUAUCUGCAAAAGUGUUCAUUGAUAAGCAAACAAACCUUAGUAAAUGUUUUGGCUUUGUUAGUUAUGACAACCCCAACAAUGCCCAGAAUGCCAUCCACUCUAUGAAUGGUUUUCAGAUCGGCAUGAAGCGAUUAAAGGUGCAGUUGAAGCGUUCAAAAGACGCCAGCAAGCCCUACUAAACGCUGACAACCGAGCUUGCACGCAGUUUUCCUACUAAGAAAAAGUGUGUGUAUAUUUGAAAAAAAAAAAAAGAAAUUUUAUCCUCUCAUUAUAUUCUGUGUUUAUUGAUGUGUUAUAAAGUAUAUACUUCUGUUGACAAAAAAAAAAGAAAAUAUAUAUAUAUUGUCCUCAAGCAUCCAUGGUAUUGGAACUUUAUGGCCCCUUGGAGAAUAAAUAUAAUGUAUGUCUUUGUUUUAAAAGUUAUUAGCUUAUAAUCAAAUAUUAUUAUUGUUCAUUGUGUAUUUAGUUAUUGUAAUCAAAUUAUAUUAUUUUUAUGUAAGUGCUUCAAAUUUCUUGUACCAACCAAAUGGUUCUUGAUAUGAUGAUGCUUAAAUUGUUUACACCAAUAAUAUAUUUAAAUGUUUGUUCUUUAUCUGUUGAAGGCGAUUGCAGACCAACUAUACAACAUUCUGUAAUAAUAUAAAUAAAUACCUUUGUGCUAAAAAGUAAUAUAAGAAAAAACAUCAAAAAGCACAAACUGCAAAUUACUGUAGACACGUGUUUUUUCGUGAUGAAGAACGUCUUUCUCAAUGCUAAAGAAAUUAGCUUUUGGAUGAAAAGACAUCCGAUAAAAGCCAAUCUAAAUUCGUUUGUGGGAUGUCUUUUCAUCCAUAAGCUCAUUUCUUUAGCUUUGAAAAAGGUGUUCCUUGUAAUGCCGAAACAGGUGUCUGCAGUUGACUGCAUUUUGCUUUUUGACAUUGUUAUUUCUCAUAUUAUUCUGUAAUAGUAUUGACUAAGUUUAAAAAGGAAAAUUAUGCACUAUAAUACCUACCCCUGUCCAUCCCUGUUACUAUCUUCCUUUGCUUUUCUAAGUGCAUAUCUAUCAGAAGCAAGCUUUACAUUUUGUUUAAUGCACUUCUAGAUAUCUUUGUAGAAAAUAUGUUGGCAUGAACUCAUAGAUUCUUACCCUAAAAAGGAAAACUUUUAUACUGAAGUCAUAUUUAAGGAAAUAUGGCAAUCUUUUUCUUAUCAUUCUAAUGUUAAAAUAAACAUGUUAUGCCAUGUAUUCUGCAGUUGCCUCAGACAGGAUGGAGAAUAAAGCUUUUAAUAUGAUCUUAUGUAGCUGUUUUCUAAUUCUAGCCUCUUUAUCUCAAGGACUAUUUUUGUUGUGCACAAUUUGAAGCGCAUUGUAUGUUCUUAUAUUGGACUCGGAGGGAUACUGUCAAAAAUUUGCCCUAGUAUUUUUUGUUUUACUAUUUUAUGAACUAAUGCACUGUAUCAUGUGCAAAUGAUUUCAGAUUUAAUGUUAAACCAAUUGUCAACAUGCAUAAGAUCUAUGUUUCUUUUAGAAUUUACAUUUUCAGUAUUUUUCUCCUUUUUUUUUCCUUUGUUUUUUUUUUCUUUUUAUUUUUUUAGUAUUUGUUUUCAUAUUUUAAGUCUCAAAAUUUACUAUAAUAAGAAAUGAAAAUUAAAAAAUUGUUUGGGGAAAGAAACCAUUGAUAAUUAAAUAACUGCAAUAAAUUUUUGGCAUCUAAUUUUUGUUUUAAAAUUUCUUAGUUGGAAUGAUUUAGAGUCCUAUAUUAUUCAAAAGCACUAUUGAUUAUGGUUAAUAAAAUUAAGAGUGAAAAUAAGUAAAGAUUCACUGCAAUUAAAAAUAGAUAUUAUACUCUCUCUCUUUUUUUUUCUUUUUUUUUUUCCUAUUUAAGAAGCAAAUGUAGCCAAUUAAAAGCAUCAUGAGUCUCUUGAAGCGUUAAAAUGUUGACAGUUUGUUCUAUUUUGUUUAUAGGUAAUUAAAAGUUUUAAAUGGCAACUGUCAACUUAUGUGUUUGUUCUCCGAUACUAAUGUUCAGUUUUGUUUUUUAAAUUCAACUUAUUGCCAUCAUUGUUUAUUCUAUGCAGUGCAAUGUUUUAACCAAUAUUCAAUAAAUUUAUUUUCAUUUUAUACAUUAGGAAAAGGAAAGAUAGAUAAUGCUGGGAAAUUCAAAUAUGACACUAUCCCUUUUAUUCACUGGGUGAUUGUAGUUGAAAUAACUCUUUUAAGAGAUGAAAUUCAAAUCAUUUGUUAAGAGAUUGAAAUUUGGUAUAAUGUGAAAUCAAAACAAAGAAUUGUAUAUUCUGACAAGCUAAAAUAAUCUAUAAGUUACCUGCCAAAUUGAGAGAAUUGUAAUUGUUUGUAUGAUCCAUCACUUUUAUAUGCCUUUUAAAAUCCCACUUUGGAAUAUCUUUUAACGUUUAAAAAAUGCAUUUACAUGUUUAAAUUUUCAACCACAUCAAUACAUGUGUUGUAAUAGUAUUAGUCGAUAUAUUAUGAAAUGGACACCUUUUUUAAUUCGUUCAUGUAAUUCAUUUCUUGUCGUGUUGAGAGUAUAAUCCAAAUUUAGAAAAGAAAAAUUUUACUCGUUUUUAAGUUUCCUUGAAAAGUUUUCUUUGCUGAAAUGCAGAAAUGUAUUGAAAGUGAGAAUUCCUAUUCUUACUACUUUGCCAUUUUGAAGAAAAAUUAAAAGUAACCAAUCAUAUAUUCAUUUGAAAACAUUUAUUGAAUGUCUUAGCUAAUAUUUUUCUACUUGCCCCCCCCCCCCCCGUAAUAUCUUACAAACCAUAAAAUAUGAAAACACUUUUCUUCACUUCAUAAAUAAGUAAAACCAUACAAAAUCUGUAAAAUGAAUAGUAUUGGAUGAUUUUCCCCCUCAAUUAUUUAUUUAGUCCUUCUUUAUUAUUAUUAUUUCUUACUGUUGUAAAGAGGUUGCUAUUUUUUAAAUUCUUUUAAGCUUUUAAUAAUUGCAUAGUGUUGUAGACUUCAGUCUGCCAAAAACAAAAAUAUUCAAUUUGACGGUUUUCACAUUCUUUGUCAUCUCUCAAUUUCAGAGAAGGAUAACCACUGAUGUAUAUAGAAUAGUUUGGGUUUUGGAAUUUUUAAAAGACUAUGUAGGUAAUGUCUAUUCCUGUUUUGAAAGUUAUUUAAAACAUCCUUACGAAAUACAGUUCUUUGUUUUAACCAUUUAAUCUACCAAAUGUAAUUGUUUUAUCGAGUUGGUAUAUUUUAAUUUUGCUAACUAUUGCUGUUGUAAAGAAUGAGAAAGUCAAAGGAAAUGGCAUACUGCUCAGGAAAAGCAUAUUAGGGAAGAGAGAGUGAGUGAAAACUGAAUUAUUUGAAAUAUUCCUUCCCAACAUUUAAGCCUACAUGAAGCCAAUGGCCUUCACCGAAUGUUCAAAAUAUACCGGUGUGUUCUUGUCUCGGAAGUUAGUAUGCCAUCGUCUUUAAUUCCGCCUUUUCUUCUCAACAGUCAAGGUUGUCUUGAGUCCCCCCUGUGUUGUUAAGAGGUGAUUACUUGUUCCAACGGUUGUGACAAGGCUCUGCACAUAUUCGCAGUGAGUGAGCUGUUCAAACAUGCCCCCCCAGGAAGCUGACAAAGUGCCUCGCUUCUUCCUGCCGGACAACUUUGAGUGCGGAGCCCACCCCCUUCCUUCGGAAGGCCAAGAGUCAUCCGUGGGUGCUCGCGGGACUCGCUGUCGUUUCAUUUAUUACUUUUUUGUUUCAUAGUUGUGUACAUUUUCGUGAGUAAAUAAUUUAGUAUAUGUAUGUUGUAUGGUAUGUUCGGUUGCUUUGUUAAUUUGUGUGCAGUAUUAUUUUUAUCUUUAAUGUAGUCUUGUCGCACUGUUGAUUUUGAUGCGCACCCAAGAAGGGUGCCCCCACGAAAAAAAUGUUUUCUCUCGGGAGUUUAUCGGUACAUUAUGAGGAGAAUUAGUUUUAGCACACAUAUAUCAUUGUUUUUAUUUUACUUGAGAAACGGUUUGUAUUCAUGCUCUCGUCCAGUUGUACAGUUUCUAAAUCGUGCAAAGUAUAUUAACUAUUAAAAAAUAGGAUAGACUGCUCACCGCCGAGGCGAUUUCGAGGAAGCCAUCGUGAACCGUCUCUCCUGUCCGAGUUAAAAGCAAGGAGGCUGAAACUGAAAUGGAUGGAACACUCACAAUGCUCGUAGUCUACCUUGCUGUGUACAGAAGCAUAUAUACCAUUGUGAUAUACAGUAACCACUCGAUAUAUUGUUCUUUUCAGUAGACAAGAAAUUUCCUCCAAAAGCCUUGAAAAUUCCCUCUUGUUGCAAUCUUAGUUGUUAUUUCAUUACUUUUGUGUGUUUUCUAAACAAUAUAUUAAGGCAAUUCCACCUAAAGAAAUCUUCAUUAAAUUUUUAUAUUUUCUCUGUCCUUGACCGCUAAGUUGAUUUAGUUAUGAAAAAAGGAAUUUCUGAUUGCUUCUUUUGUUCAGAAAAAAAAAAUUAAUCAGGCAGAAUCAAUCAUAGUCUUUGCUAGUUCAGCAUAUUUACUUGCAUACAAGUGAACUGAAGAUAGGUUUCUGGUCUAGUUACUUUUGUUUCGUUAACAUUUUGUCACUUUCCAUAUUCAUAUUAACAAUUUUGUCUACUAUAUUGGAAUAUCCUUUUAAAAAUAAACCUAGAGCUAUAUAGCGAGUUGUUAUUGUACUUUUAAAUCCAUCGUUUUUGUGGUCGGUCAAGUCUUUUAAAUGGCUUUAAAUAUUUGUUUUAUUCAAAGUGUUUUAUACAAGUGUACAUACAUGUCGAAGGCAGUCGAAAAAUUUUCCAAUUUUUUUUUAGUCCCUCAAAAUGUUCGUCUUUGUGUCUUUUGUGAAGUUCGAAAUUGUUAAAUGUGAUCGAUCGUGAGUGUUGCUUCGACUUCCACGUGUUUACGUGCAAUGUAAAAUAUUGCUUGAGGUUAAUGUUUAUAUGUAGAGUGGUUAAUUGCAGCCUUACAGUUAACUUUCAUGUUCAUCACGAAAUUGAAGUCUUGCAAGUCUGUGACGUGUGGGCUUGGAAUCAUAGUGAUGUUUAUUUGUUUUACCUAACUGCUGCAGUUUUUGAAGUAAACUCCUUGUCUAAGUUAUUUAUUCUGAAAUUAUUAAGUAACUUACGCAAGUUUCUUCCUGAUUUUUUCUACAAAAUGCUAUUAUAUUUACCUUCAUUUUGUCUUACAUGGUUUAUAUUUAAUUAUUCACAUGGAUGCUCAAAAGUUAAGCAACAACUUUAAUGUUUAUUUAGUUAUCUGAAAUCUCAGGAAAGAAAUGUAUGAUUUUGAUAUACUAAUGAAAUAAAUAGUGAGUAUGUCUUGCAUUUGGUACUUAGCUGAUACUCAUUCUCAAACCAAGAUCCUGUCUUGCCAACUAGAAGAUUGGUAUUAUACUCCCUCCCUAUUUGGAAAAUUUUUGCAUGGAAUACAUUUAAAUUCAAAAAAAGGUGUUUAACUUUGUAUGAAAUUUUGUAUGAAAUUUUCAAUUAUUUAAAUUAGAACAUGCUUUGUGACCUUAAUGAAUUCUGGAACAUUUAAAAUAGUCCCGGAUAAAUCAGUAAUUGUUUAGUUGGUCAAAACAGUUAGCUGAAAUACUGCCAAAGAAAUUAUUAUUUCAAUUAUGGCAAUUAUUGUUAAAUACUGUUUUUUAAGCAGUUAUCAAUCAAAGUAUUUUUAUAGUGCAGUUAAAUUCUUGUCGAAACGGUGAAAAUCUUUUGUGUUAUUCUUGAGUUGGAGGCUGUGAAAUAGUAUGUCUUGUACUCAAGCAUGUGUUAUUGGAGUUUUCAGUGCAAUAAUGUUGCUUCCAAUCCUGUAUAUGUAACUGAUUGGUUUAUUUUUAUAUUUACACAUUAUUAGGUAUGUUAUGUAUUUUGUUGCAUUCGUUUCACAUUGGAGUUAUUUUUGUUCUUUGUAUAAAUUAGUGGAAUGUGUUUAAAAGUCAAAAGCUAAUUUGCUUGAGAUUGAUGAGACCCAACCGGUGCAAUUUAGAUUAAAUUAAAAUUCCAAGACAUGAUCAUCCUGGAAAAUUUUAAUUGUAAUUCCGAACAUGUUUAUAUAUGUAUAUGUGUCUGUAGCUAUAAAAGGGAAAGAAAGCAAGGAAGAAUAAACAAUAAAAAGUACAAUAUUUAGUAAAUGAAAAUGUUUCUUAGCUUUUGAGCAGAAUUUAAAUAUAAAGCUUAAUUACUGUUAUGUGAAAUUCCCGAAAAAUUGUUGAAUUUUUGUCAAUAAUUAAUACUUGUCAAUUGUUAUGAUUUUUAAACAAAGUCAUUAAAUUUAUUUUUUCUACUAUCAGUCAUAGUGUGUUUUUUAUUAGUUUGUACAAGUUAAUAUUGUUAGUGCAUCGUAAUGUUUAAUGUUUGCAGUGACUAUGCAUCUGAAGAUGUGGAACAUAGUAAAACACUAAUUUACAAUGGAAUUUCAUGCACCUGUUUUUGGAAUUACAAGAACCCCUUUUUGGUUCAAAAGUUAAGGAGAAACUGUCUGACAGAAAUUGCUCUUUACAUAUCUUCAUUUUAUUGUACUAAAAAAGGAGUUUCUUGUAACUCUUAAGUGUAUGUAUGCAGUUUGCAUUACAAAUUUAUGUGUUCAUGCAUUGAAAUUCUUCAGUAGUUAUCUUGUAUAGUGGAUUGCAUCAUUGUUAAUUACAAAUUUUCUUCUAUUUAUGCUACAGAAGCAUUGUUUUAUUUUUAAGAAAAUGAAUGCACGAAAUCUAUUUUACAAUUAAGAAUUAUGUGCCUUUUUUUUUUUUUUCCAAGUUCUAUUUACAUUCUAGCAUUUACUUUUUACCAUUAUCUUACUCUGACAACUUAUUCGUGAAGUUCAACUAAAAAUGCAGUCAAAUGUAUACUAUGACAAAUCUAACAGUGAUUAAAAUAAUCUUUAUUUUAUGACUGAUGAUCAUAUAUUGUAAUUCUGAAAUCACUAUUUUGUUCCAAGCCUGUCAGAAUAAAUUCCAUUCUUCUAUUAUUUGUAUGAGAAGCAAGCAUUUAUUAAAUGACUUUCAUGUAUGUGUGUAACUUGAAUUCAAGCUGUGGUAUUCUAAAGUGAUCCCAAGUACAAAUUCAUCAACUCUUACUGGAAAAUAGCAGUGAUAAAAUUCUAAAUUUGAACCACAUGCACUUUUUUCUGCUGUUGUGACUUCCGUUCGGUUUUAACCUCCUUGGUGUAGAAUAACAAUAUUUUUCAUUCAAAAAAUGGUUUGUAGAAUCUUCUCAUUGUAACCCAGUAUUAUGAGACUGCUCUGCAUGAGCUGAAUGUUUUAAAGAAUUUUGUGGACGCGUUCUAGUCCCAUGUUUGUCACCUGAAUACAUUUCUCCAUACGGAACCAAAGAGUAAAAAAAAGUUUGUAAGCAUGUAUUUACUGAUACGUCUGCCUUAAUCUCAGAAAAAAAAAAUGUAUACCAAACAAAACUUCUAUGUGAAUUUAUUGGUGUAAAAAAAAAUAGUACAUGAAAAUAUUGUUUAAUUGUAGUACUGUGGCUAAAUGUCUUGGUCCUAACAGCACAUUUUCGCAUGGUUCCCAUGCUCGGCUCACUGUUAAACUGUCCUAUAUCUGGUGUCUGUUUGUCUGCUGCUUUGUGCACGAUCUGUGUCUCAGUGUCUCGUCUCGUGAAACUUGCAUCAGAGCUCAUAUAUAUUUACAUCACUCCUGUGAUUCGUGAUAACUGCUGCCCAACUACUAAGAUGUGGGUGCCAAACCAUGUAAUUUAAGAAAAAAAAAUUAUUGUAAUUCUCUUAGCAAAAGCGUUUAAUGAAGACAAAACUGUUUCGUAUGAGAGUUUUUUUCCCCUUUUGUUCAGUUUUUCCGUGCUUUGUAGCUCUAAGUUAAGUUAUUGAAUUUGUUUAUAAAGCAUUUAAGAAAUCUUUGUUUUGCUGUUUGUUGUUAUGAAAUUUUAACUGUUAUGUCGUAAAUAGCGUCUGAGAAACGGGUAAGCAGAACAGGAUGACCUAAGUGUCCACUGUCUUUGUGAGCCUCGAGUAUAGAAAACGAAGGGAACUUGUAAAAAUAUCUUCCGAUUUAUUUUCUUUGUCGAGAUUGUACAAACUCAUACAAAUUGUCAUCACAUAUGCAUUAGUAUUUCUCCUCCUUUUAUAUCAUAGAUUUCAUUGCAUGUUAAUAAGCCAAAUAAUUAUUCAUUUGCUGCAUUGAUGUGUUUUAAUGGUUUCGUUAAGCAUAAGAAAAGGGCUGAUACUUGAAAGAAUUUCUUGAAUGUUCAUAUAUUAUUUCCACAUUCAAAUAUGGCAAAAUAUGGCCUUACUCUUGACUCUCUUAUCUUUUUCUAUACUCGAAGGGUUAACUCAUACUCAAUGCGAGUCCCUUUUAUACGAUAUGUAAUUCAAAAAAAAUCAAAUGACGCCGGAUUUUUACUUAAUGGUUUCACUGUUUUACUCAAUAAUAUUUUGUUGUUGAUUUUAAAAGAUAUAUAUAUUUUGGUCAUUUCUAAUAGCUCUGUGAUAGUCAGGUGAAGUACUUACUUUCAAAUUCGCGGUCUUUUAAAAAGCAAAGUGUAAAAAAGCAUUUUUCAUUUUAUGUAUUCAUCCGAGCAGUCUUGCGAAUUUUAUCCUGGGUUGUAAAAAUUGUAAGUUUUUUUUUUCCCCCUUUUGAGUGCAGUUGCUCGGUAGGGACGUUUGAGCUAUCCGCAUACUGGCUUGAGAACAUAUCUUCAUAAAUAUCCAAAUUGCUGCAGCUAUUAUCUAGAAGACAUUUAUAACAUUUUGUUAACUCGAAAUUUUUUAUAAUCUUUUGUUAAAUGAAGACUUACAAAUUAUGCUGUGGAGUUUGGGAAAUUUUCAUUAAUAAAACAAAAUAGUAGUUUCU
This is a messenger RNA of Uloborus diversus, 10373 nucleotides long. Its product is annotated as CUGBP Elav-like family member 2. The transcript is spliced from 18 exons. Lineage: Eukaryota; Metazoa; Arthropoda; Arachnida; Araneae; Uloboridae. Gene Ontology annotation, molecular function: poly(A) binding; mRNA 3'-UTR binding; poly(U) RNA binding. Gene Ontology annotation, cellular component: ribonucleoprotein complex; cytosol; nucleus. Bases 172 to 1776 code for a protein of 534 amino acids. The record is from RefSeq and is a predicted model, not a curated record.